CAUGCCCUCAAUGUUGUUUGUAUGGACCUCCCGUCGUUGGAUCAAAGAAAUGACGUUUAUACACCACUACAUGAUGCACAAAACCAAGUCUGGAGAGGCAUCUAUACGCUCUCCAAACAUCGGUAUAGCCGCAGCUAAUGUUACUGGAGACUUUAUGAUCCAAUUUGCAACGAUUAUCAUGGUUUGUCUUAGCCUUAGCCGUGACCGGGUAAAAAAAGUGCCAGUUCGAGCAGACUUUUUUCUACAACAUAUAGUACAACGAAAUACAAUGUCAUCGCGGCAGUCUGCACAUCGUGCUGCGGUCAUUUAAUUGCCGCAGUCACAGACACAGGAACUUCCUAAUAGUCCCAUCUGCUGUAGUCUCUCAACGAUCACCUAUUCUCUAAAAUCUGCUGUAAAACGAUCGAAUGUGAGCAUCCCGCACUGAACUUAGCGCCAUGACCUUGAAAUUCCUUAAACGCUUCUGAUUGGC
Molecule: messenger RNA, 472 nt
Organism: Schistosoma curassoni
Lineage: Eukaryota; Metazoa; Platyhelminthes; Trematoda; Strigeidida; Schistosomatidae
Source: the annotation of a GenBank genome assembly